AUGGCUCCUCCUUCACCAAUCGGAGAUACUGAAGCAGAGGUAAUCAUUCUGGAGGAUCUGCCACCCGUUGGUGUCCCAGGAGCAGAAGUCAUCGAUCUGGAGUCGCCUGAAUGCAAGAGCGGGGCAGCCGGGGCAAAAUCGAGGAGUCACAGUAGUACAGGUCAUCCAAAGCAGCAGGCUUUCAAGGUCUCAGGCACAAGGGGUAACCUUCAAAAGACGGCUGCACGGGUGGUAUCUAGGUAUCGGCAAAGCAGGGUACUAAAUAGACAGAAGAAAGACAACACUACCUUUGGUAUCAAUUGUAGGUGCCAGCCCAAAUGCAUAGUGAAUAUCACUAAAGACUUCGAUGAUAGGAAGAAGGAGUUGAUUGCUGAAAUUGGAUUUGAUGGAAUUUUGGAUAUCAAACUUACUAAGGUAAACAGGCAGUUUUGGGCAUGGCUUCUGAGCAAGGUUGAUCCAAAAUCAGGCACUAUUGUUACAGAUUUCAACCAGGAGUUGCCAUUUGGUCCCAAUGAUGUCAAUGCAGUUUUUGGCUUGCCAUGCUCAGGUCAACUUAUUAUCCCUUGCUCACAAGAUGAAUUAGACGGGAAGAAACAAAAAUUGUGUGAAAUAUUUGAGAUUCCAAACUUUUCACACCUGAAAAUAUCACUCUUAGAGAGAGUCCUAAAGAAGCAGUAUGUUCAUCCCAUGACAAUAGAUGAAAAGAGGGAAUUCAAGGCGGCUUUUGUGUUAUAUGUCACAACAAAGCUCUUGGCACCGCAAUCCUGCGCAAACUUCAUAUCUCCUAGGUAUAUUAGAGCUGUGGCUGAUGUUGACAAUACAAAACAGUACAACUGGUCCCAGUUCGUCGUAGAUGAGGUGAAGAAAGCAGCAGAAUCAUUGCCCAAACGCUUUCCGAAUACGACGCAACAAUCCAUUAACGGGUGUAUCAUCUUCCUAAUGGCAAAAUAUUUCAGCAAACUCGUGAUACGGAAGGUUGGGAUCACGAGUGUUAAAUCAUGCCACAUUUCUUAG
Molecule: messenger RNA, 1014 nt
Organism: Oryza sativa Japonica Group (Japanese rice)
Lineage: Eukaryota; Viridiplantae; Streptophyta; Magnoliopsida; Poales; Poaceae
Source: RefSeq, a predicted model, not a curated record